AAACUAACCAUGAAGAAAAAUAUUAUCAAUACACAGCACUCUUUUGUAAACAUUCCCAAUGUGAUUGUACCAGAUAUUGAAAAGGAAAUAAGAAGGAUGGAAAAUGGAGCAUGCAGCUCCUUUUCUGAUGAUGAUGACAGUGCCUCUAUGGUUGAAGAAUCAGAGAGUGAAAACCCCCAUGCAAGGCAUUCCUUUAGAAAAAAUUCACACAAAAGGGGACAACCAUCACAGAGGGAUCAGUACCUGCCUGGUGCCAUUGCGCUUUUCAACAUUAACAACAGCAGCAAUAAGGACCAAGAACCAAAAGAAAAAAAGAAAAAGAAAAAAGAAAAGAAGAGCAAGUCAGAUGAUAAGAAUGAAAAUAAAAAGGACCCAGAGAAGAAAAAGAAGAAAGAAAAGGACAAAGAGAAGAAAAAGAAAGAGGAGAAAGGCCAAGAUAAGAAAGGAGAAGAGAAGAAAGAAGUCAUGGUUAUUGAUCCAUCGGGAAACACAUAUUAUAACUGGCUGUUUUGCAUCACCUUACCCGUCAUGUACAACUGGACUAUGGUUAUUGCAAGAGCAUGUUUUGAUGAACUUCAGUCUGAUUACCUAGAAUAUUGGCUCAUUUUUGAUUACUUAUCCGAUGUUAUUUAUCUUCUCGAUAUGUUUGUACGAACAAGGACAGGUUAUUUAGAACAAGGACUGCUGGUGAAGGAAGAGCGUAAACUCAUAGAGAAAUAUAAAUCAAACUUGCAAUUUAAACUUGAUGUUCUAUCAGUGGUACCAACUGAUCUGCUGUAUUUUAAGCUGGGGUGGAACUAUCCAGAAAUUAGAUUAAACAGACUGUUAAGGCUGUCUCGUAUGUUUGAGUUCUUCCAGAGAACAGAAACAAGGACAAACUACCCAAACAUCUUCAGGAUUUCUAACCUUGUUAUGUACAUCAUCAUCAUUAUCCACUGGAAUGCAUGUGUGUACUACUCUAUUUCCAAAGCUAUUGGAUUUGGAAAUGACACAUGGGUCUAUCCUGAUGUUAAUGAUCCUGAAUUUGGCCGUUUGGCUAGAAAAUAUGUGUACAGCCUUUACUGGUCUACACUAACUUUGACCACCAUUGGUGAAACACCACCUCCUGUGAGGGAUUCUGAGUAUGUCUUUGUGGUGGUUGAUUUCUUAAUCGGAGUAUUAAUUUUUGCUACCAUUGUUGGUAACAUAGGUUCUAUGAUUUCCAACAUGAAUGCAGCCAGAGCAGAAUUUCAAGCAAGAAUUGAUGCCAUCAAGCAAUAUAUGCAUUUUCGAAAUGUAAGCAAAGAUAUGGAGAAGAGAGUUAUUAAAUGGUUUGACUAUCUGUGGACCAACAAAAAAACAGUCGAUGAGAGAGAAGUCUUGAAGUAUCUACCUGAUAAACUAAGAGCAGAGAUUGCCAUCAGUGUUCACUUAGACACAUUAAAAAAGGUGCGGAUUUUUGCUGACUGUGAAGCUGGUUUGUUGGUGGAGUUGGUCUUGAAAUUACAACCCCAAGUCUACAGUCCUGGAGAUUACAUUUGCAAGAAAGGGGAUAUUGGACGAGAGAUGUACAUCAUCAAGGAAGGCAAACUCGCUGUGGUGGCAGAUGAUGGAAUCACUCAGUUUGUGGUGUUGAGUGAUGGCAGCUACUUUGGUGAGAUCAGCAUCCUUAACAUUAAAGGCAGCAAAGCUGGCAAUCGAAGAACGGCCAAUAUUAAAAGCAUUGGCUACUCAGAUCUGUUCUGUCUGUCAAAAGAUGACCUCAUGGAAGCUCUAACUGAGUACCCAGAUGCCAAAGGUAUGCUAGAAGAGAAAGGGAAGCAAAUCUUGAUGAAAGAUGGUCUACUGGAUAUAAAUAUUGCAAACGCUGGAAGUGAUCCUAAAGAUCUUGAAGAGAAGGUCACUCGAAUGGAGGGGUCAGUAGACCUCCUGCAAACAAGGUUUGCUCGGAUCCUGGCUGAGUAUGAGUCAAUGCAGCAGAAACUGAAGCAAAGACUAACUAAGGUUGAGACAUUUCUGAAACCACUUAUUGACACAGAGUUUUCAGCUAUUGAAGUAUCUGGAGUUGAAAGUGGGCCCACAGACUCUACACAGGACUGA
Messenger RNA from Diceros bicornis minor, 2079 nucleotides. RefSeq names its product cyclic nucleotide gated channel subunit alpha 1 (gene CNGA1). The transcript has 8 exons. NCBI's taxonomy places the organism in Eukaryota, Metazoa, Chordata, Mammalia, Perissodactyla, Rhinocerotidae. The coding region runs from base 10 to 2079 and encodes 689 amino acids. Gene Ontology annotation, cellular component: plasma membrane; intracellular cyclic nucleotide activated cation channel complex. Gene Ontology annotation, molecular function: intracellularly cGMP-activated cation channel activity; intracellularly cAMP-activated cation channel activity; protein-containing complex binding. The record is from RefSeq and is a predicted model, not a curated record. Gene Ontology annotation, biological process: monoatomic cation transmembrane transport.